Molecule: messenger RNA, 4270 nt
Organism: Dendroctonus ponderosae (mountain pine beetle)
Lineage: Eukaryota; Metazoa; Arthropoda; Insecta; Coleoptera; Curculionidae
Product: endothelin-converting enzyme homolog
Exons: 14
Coding region: 420-2789 (789 amino acids)
Biological process (GO): protein processing
Cellular component (GO): plasma membrane
Molecular function (GO): metalloendopeptidase activity
Source: RefSeq, a predicted model, not a curated record
UGGAGCAUUCCUAUAAUUCGUUCCGUUUUUGCGCUAAUUAUUAGUUACAGUUUUCCGUAUUUGCUCACACUUUAGUCUUCGACUUGGUUUCAUCCACAGUGUUUAGGUGCAUUCUUUUCUGACAAUCAAUAUUGUUUAAAUAUGCUGCCAGUGGCAUGGGAAAAACUACUCUAAAGCAUAAUUAGUGCGUUCUGGAUCCACCGCACGUUCAGCCCGCAUGUUUAAUAUUUAAUUUAUCUGAUAAACGAUAAGAAAGAUUACCCACCAACAGUUUUAACAUAUCCAGGCUCAGUUUAUUUGGAGUGUUCGGUAUACUAGCCAUAUUUUCCAGUUAUUUUUAGCUGCGAAUGUUGUUUUUGGUUCUUUGUUGUAAGUGACGUGAGUUAGUGAGGAUCGAUCCGGUUUUGCGUGCAUUCACAAUGGACUUCUUCAGGAAAAUCAACUGCUUUGGACGAUACGAUUCUAUGACCAGGUAUUCAAAUGCAGAUUUUGGCGACGACGACAGUGUAAACAGUGUGCAGUUAACCGAAGGAAUAAGUACAAGUGCUACCCACAUAAGGUAUCAUCCAGGCGCCAAACUAUGGCAAGUAAGAUCCACUAUGGAAAGGAUUCUUCUUUUUCUAACUGCCUUUUUGUUCAUGGUGGUUAUAGCACUGUCUAUUGUCGUCAAUGUGGUCGAACAUCAGCUCGAACAGGCCAAAGUGAAGCAUUCGGGCAUAGAAAUGGAUCAGCCCUGUUUGAAUCGUAGUUGUGUGCACAUUGCCAGCCACAUUUUAGAUUCGAUGGACUUUUCCAUUGAUCCAUGCGAUGACUUUUACUCCUACUCGUGCAAAGGAUGGGUGAACGCCAAUCCAGUGCCCGAAGGCAAAAAGAACUGGGGCACUUUCAUGAAACUGGCACAGGAAAAUUAUUUGGUCAUCAAACACGUUUUAGAGAAAUCGAUCGAUACGUUCAAAUCCAAAGCGGAAAGAAAGGCGAAAAUGUACUACGAAUCCUGCCUGGACACGAAUGAUACUGUAGAAACGCUUGGAUCCAAGCCUAUGCUUGAUCUGCUUGCCAAACUUGGAGGCUGGUAUGUUAGCACUCCGGAUUACGACGUUAAUAACUGGACCUUGCAAAAUACUUUGCAAAUCGUUCAAAACAAGUAUGCGAUUGGGGCUCUGUUUUCCUAUGGAGUUGGUGAGGAUGAUCGGAACUCUUCCCGGCAUGUUUUACAGCUCGACCAAAGCGGUUUGGCUCUUCCAACUAGAGACAACUACCUGAACAAGACUGAUGAGCAUCGGAAGAUUCUGGACGCUUAUUUGGCUUAUAUGACAAAGAUUGGAGUACUUCUUGGAGGUGAGCCAAACGCAACUCUUAAGCAGAUGGAAGCAGUAAUCGCCUUUGAAACUGAACUGGCCAACAUAACCACGCCCAGUGAGCUGAGAAGAGAUGACGAAUCUCUCUACCAUUUAAUGACUUUGGCUGAUUUAAAGGAAAAAGCCAACUUUAUAGAUUGGAGACAGUUUUUCGAAAACGCGAUGAAGCUGGUGCAGAAGAAGAUCACUUUGAAGCAACAAAUCAUUAUCUAUGCGCCUGAGUACAUGGGAAAUCUAAGCCAGCUGAUCCAGAAGUACGAGAAUACGACAGAAGGAAAAAUAACACUCAACAACUAUUUGGUGUGGCAAACCAUCAGGACGUUUUCCCCAUACUUGUCCAAACCCUUCAGAGAUGCCUAUAAAGGCUUGAGACUGGCACUGAUGGGCUCAGAUGCUAGCGAAGAACCUCAAUGGCGAUAUUGCAUUCAGGACACUAAUAACGUUCUGGGCUUCGCCGUAGGGGCUAUUUUCGUAAGGGAGGUUUUCAAUCCCCAGUCGAAAGAGCAGGCCGAAAUUAUGAUUGACAAUAUCCGCAAUGCAUUUAAGAACAAUUUUGUUAAUUUGAAGUGGAUGGACGAGCAAACGAGAAAAGUGGCUCUGGAUAAAGCUGAUGCCAUUUCGGAUAUGAUUGGUUACCCUGAAUUUAUCAAGGACGUUGAUAAUCUGGACGCAAAAUACGAGAACUUAACUAUAAGGCCUGAUACCUACUUCGAUAACAACGUGAACAUAAUCUACUACAACUUGAAGAAGAAUUUGGAGAAAAUCAACGAACCAGUGAACAAAACAACCUGGCUCAUGGUACCCUCCACUGUUAACGCCUACUACACGCCGACGAAGAACCAAAUGGUGUUUCCGGCCGGGAUUCUGCAAAGCCCCUUCUACAAUCCCUCGUUCCCAGAUGCUCUCAACUAUGGGGGAAUGGGCGUGGUGAUGGGCCAUGAACUCACCCAUGGAUUCGAUGAUCAGGGCCGACAAUACGACAAGAAUGGCAACUUGAAUCACUGGUGGAACAACCAGACGGUGGCCAACUUUAAGAACAGAGCCAAAUGUGUGGUGGAUCAAUACAGCAACUACUCUAUGGGUGACUCGAAAGUCAAUGGGAAUCUGACACUGGGGGAAAAUAUAGCUGAUAAUGGAGGCCUCAAAGCUGCUUACCACGCAUACCUCGACCUGAUGAAGGGCAAACCCGAACCGGAACGCCUACCGGGGUUGCCCCUGAAUCACAAGCAGCUAUUUUUCGUGGCGUUUGCUCAGGUUUGGUGUGCUACCACCACAAAGGAGGCCACGCGCCUUGAAAUAGAGAAAGACCCUCAUGCUUUAGCCCCCUUUAGAGUGAUCGGGGCUGUUAGCAAUCUGCAGGAGUUCAGUGAGGAGUUUAAGUGUCGAAAGGGCAGCAAAAUGAACCCGGAGAGAAAAUGCGAAGUAUGGUAGUGAGGCAGGCGGCGGGUAAAACUGAAUGUGAAAUUAUCGUUUACUUAAGAAGAGAACCGCUGGUUCGGUUAUUAAGGAUCAACUUAAUUAAGGUGGCUGAGAAAUGCGGCUCCAUCUGCAACGCUUUAUUGCAUUUUGUACAGUGUCGAGGAAAACUGAAGUAUUUAUUUCGAUGCUAGAAGGAAGUGAUUCUACUAAACUAGCAAGCUAAAAUAAUAAAACUUUUUAGGCUUUUCUGAAUAUCUAAGCAAAGCAGCGAGAGCUCAGAUUGUUGAAAACUUUGUCAAGCUUUUAAGCUGUUUGGAAAUGAUAUUCACAAAAUUUGGCGACAGAUUCUUCAAAAAUAUGAUCUGAAGAGAUUAUGAAGGCAGACGAAAAAAAACCACGAAAACUUCGAAAAGUUCUAGUCGAACGAGUGAUAAUGCAAAAUCCUUUUAGCGUCUUACCAUUUUGCUCAAAAAUUUUUCGUUAACCGACGAGAUUUUAAAAGCCAAAAAAUUCAAUAUUAAAUUCUAUUGGAGAUCUUUAGCCAAAGUUUACAAUUUUCAAAUUUUUGUCACCUUUGAAGCAAAGGAUACCAAAUCUAUUGGUAAAUAAUCUGUUACCAAAUUUUGAAGCAUUUAUUUCCAGGUUUCAUAUUUUUGUUGUUGACUAUAAUAUAUAUUUUUUUUAUUUUUAGCAAUUUUCCUUAUUUUAGCACUAGAAUUUUACUAUAAACUGCUGAUAAAACUUUGAUAAUUACUCAAUAUCACGCACUAUUGUCGCUAUUUAUUUUCAUUUUUUCACAUAUUCACUUCCUACCCAAAACCCUCAGAUAUUUUCUCAUUCUUUAGGCGACUUCUAUCUUACAUUUAUUUUGGGUUUAUUCGAAAUUGCUCGUUUGCUCAUUCAUUUUUUAUGUUAAUUUCGAUUCCUUAAAUGCAUUUCAUCUGAAAAUAUAUUAAGCAAACUGUACUAUAUUACAGCAUUUUAAUGUAAUUAGACUGUAAACAGUAUAUAGGUUAUCAGAAGUUAUAUUUUAUUUUUACAUUUUUAUAUGUUCACAUAAGGCUAGAACGGGUACAAGUAGGUAGAUAGUUAAGUUAAGGUAUAAAUAAUUGUAACUAAAACAAUUAAUAUUAAUAGGUAAUAGGAAUAUUCUGGCCUCAAUUUUAAGCCAAAGUAUUUGUGUUCCGUUCCUAAAUGGUUUAUCUUAUUAUAUUUGUUAUCUAAAUAUUAUAUGAAGGUUAUUUGUACGUAAGGAUUGCUCCAUGGAAAUUCAAAAAGUACAAUACAUGCCAAAACACUAGUCGUACCAAACAUAUCUAUCAUUUCUCAGUCUGUCUGGUUGUUUUGAAUUGUAUAUUAAUUAUAUUAUAUAAAUCCCUAUAUCAUUAACUAUUUAAAUUAAAGUCUGUAUUAAUAUGGUGCAAAGAGAUGAGGAAAAUUUUAUGGUCGUUUCUGUGUAGAUUUUUACUGUGAUAAUAAAAUGUAUAUAAAUA